This is a messenger RNA of Cottoperca gobio, 5696 nucleotides long. It is a transcript of the gene man1a1, whose product is annotated as mannosidase, alpha, class 1A, member 1. Gene Ontology annotation, biological process: carbohydrate metabolic process; mannose trimming involved in glycoprotein ERAD pathway. Gene Ontology annotation, molecular function: calcium ion binding; mannosyl-oligosaccharide 1,2-alpha-mannosidase activity. Lineage: Eukaryota; Metazoa; Chordata; Actinopteri; Perciformes; Bovichtidae. The transcript has 12 exons. The record is from RefSeq and is a predicted model, not a curated record. Gene Ontology annotation, cellular component: endoplasmic reticulum; extracellular exosome; Golgi membrane. The coding region runs from base 297 to 2162 and encodes 621 amino acids.
CACAGGGCCGACAGUGAUUAGCUCAUCGCGGCUGUCAGUCACGCCUCUCUGCCGUUGCUUCCUGUGUGAGCCAGUGGAUUCGGUCUGUCUGCAGCGAGUCUCCGGUAUGGGCAGCUGCCUCACUCCUCAACUUUUUACCGGAGAUUUUAACACAGUUACGAGACAUUUGACACGGUUUAUAUCAUCUAGAAAUGGAUUUCUGAACGGAAUAACCCGAAAGUGAGUCCGACGAGAGUUAAUUCGACCGUUUAAAUUCAUUUUUUUGUUGUUCGAGUUGUUGAAAGGAAGAGGGGAAAAUGCCAGUUGCAACUCUUCUGCCUUUUACCGCGACCCCGAAUAGGAAGUCUGUCAGCCCGACCUCUUUCAGGUUGACAGAGAAGUUCAUUUUGUUAUUAGUGUUUAGCGCUUUUAUAACACUGUGUUUCGGGGCCAUUUUCUUCCUACCGGACUCGUCCAAGCUGCUUAGCGGAGUUUUCUUUCAUUCCUCCGCGGUGGAGACCAACACCCGCACCGGUCCGGACAGCAGCGACCCAGGUCCGGCUGGAAGCGACGAGAGGGUCCUGGCCAAAAUCAAGAAAGACCACGAAAAAGCUCUGUUAGAGGCCAAGGAUACUCUACAAUUACGACCCGACGAGAUAAAGCAAGCCAUUUUAAUUGAGAAGGAGAAAGUUCAAGCGAGUAUAGGUCAAGGUGGGAAAGAUGUUAAUAAUUUACCUUUCGUUGAGUAUCACCGCCCACCCGGGGCAACUGGACAUGAACCUCUGGACCCCGAAACCAAGGACCGGCGGGCCAAAAUCAAAGAGAUGAUGAAACACGCGUGGGACAGCUACAGGCGCUACGCCUGGGGUUCCAAUGAGCUCAGGCCCGUCUCCAAGCAAGGCCACUCCAGCAAUCUAUUCGGCAGUAUAAAGGGAGCGACCAUAGUGGAUGCUCUGGAUACCCUCUACAUCAUGGAAAUGUUUGAAGAGUUUGAUGCUGCGACGGACUGGGUAGAGAAGAACCUCGACUUUAAUAUGAAUGCAGAGGUGUCUGUGUUCGAGGUGAACAUCCGGUUUGUUGGAGGUCUGCUGUCCGCCUACUACCUGUCUGGGAAAGAGGUAUUCCGUAGGAAGGCGGUGGAGCUGGGUGAAAAGCUGCUGCCAGCCUUCAAAACACCCACCGGCAUCCCCUGGGCUCUGCUUAACCUCAAGAGUGGUAUUGGGAGAAACUGGCCGUGGGCUUCAGGCGGCAGCAGCAUCCUGGCAGAGUACGGCACGCUGCAUAUAGAGUUCAUGCACCUCAGCAAACUCUCAGGGAAUCCUGAGUUUGGACAGAAGGUAAUGAACAUCAGGAAGGUGCUGAAUCGCCUGGACAAACCUUCGGGUCUGUACCCCAACUACCUGAACCCCAACAGCGGCCAGUGGGGCCAACAUCACGUCUCCGUCGGUGGCCUUGGUGAUAGUUUCUACGAGUACCUGCUGAAGGCCUGGCUGAUGUCUGACAAGACUGACGAGGAAGGCAAGAAAAUGUAUUAUGAAGCCCUGCAGGCAAUAGAAACGAACCUGAUGAGGAAGUCGAGCAGCGGGCUGACCUACAUAGCGGAGUGGAAGGGGGGGCUGCUGGAGCAUAAGAUGGGUCACCUGACCUGUUUCGCAGGUGGCAUGAUCGCUCUGGGUGCUGAUGGGGCGCCCAGCGACAAGACGGGCCACCAGAUGGAGCAGGCCGCCGAGAUCGCCCGGACCUGUCACGAGUCUUACGCCAGAACUGCUUUGAAGCUCGGCCCGGAGGCGUUUCGCUUCGACGGCGGGGUCGAGGCCAUCGCCACCCGGCAGAAUGAGAAGUACUUCAUCCUCCGUCCCGAGGUCAUAGAGACCUACAUGUACAUGUGGAGGUUCACCCACGACCCCAAGUACAGGGAGUGGGGCUGGGAGGCUGUUCAGGCUCUGGAGCAGCACUGUAAAUUAGAAGGAGGCUACAGCGGCGUCAGAGACGUCUACGCUUCGACUCCCAACCACGACGACGUGCAGCAGAGCUUCUUCUUGUCCGAGACACUCAAGUAUCUCUACCUGCUCUUCUCCGACGACGACCACCUACCGUUCGACCACUGGGUGUUCAACACCGAGGCUCACCCUCUGCCCGUCAUCAAGAAGGACAAGACAGACCUCCCCAACGAGGUGGAGUAGCGGCCCCGUCCUGCGCCGACGCCCAAAGCAAGUGCGAGAGAACCUCUGAUCCUGUUUACCUGAGCCUCCAGCUGUCUGUCUGAAAACAGUUUAGCCAUUUGGAGUCCCCGACGGUCACAGAUGCCUCUCUGUUGGGAUUCCACGUUUUAUUUUGAAUAGGAUCAAAACAGAACUCCAGUUCUUGCUGUAGAAUCCAAUUUUUCUAAUUUAAUUUUUUGCUUUUGUUGACCAGAACCAACGUAUUUACUGCCGAAUGACAAGCGAAGAGAAAGCAGUGACGUCGUCAGACAGGUGUGUGAGUUCUGAGGGUCUGACCCGUCGUUAUUCGUCAGUGCUUUUGUUGUUAGUAGCUUUGUAUGUGUGUGAAGGAGAAGCACUGAAACCAGUCGUCUCCUAAUGUGGACAUUUUGGACCAGAGCUUUGGGCGCCAAAACCCAGAAAGACUGCAGCUCUCGUCUGAGGAGCACAAGGAGCAGCGCGUCGUCUUUCCCUUCUGCUGAGCCGCUUCAGCGCCUGAAUGGGAAGCGGUUUCCCUGCGCCGGUGCCUCCACCUCCACCGCAUUUGCUUUUAUAACAAAACUUGUGGUUGUUUCUGUGGGAGUAAAGGGAAGACGCAGCACAACCAGAGCCUCUUUUUAUAAACCCACAGAACAGCUUCUUCCUCUGAGCGGUGGGUGUGACGCAGGACGACCGGCCACACCUGCUCUCCCCGCGACGCCGCCCCUCUCCUUCUCUCGUCUUCAUCGCUGUCUUUAUCUGGCUUCUUUGGGUCCUGGAUUUUAUUUCUCCUUCUCAUUCCUGAUGUUUGUCCGGCUUUUCAAAACGUAUUUGUUCCAUUUGUGCUGACAGAAGUGACAUGUUUACAUGACUUUAAACUCACUCAAUGAUUACAGGGUUUGGAAAGUAAACGAUCCACCGGUCAACCGCACCUCAUGGCUUUCUGCAGAAAGCUCGGGAGUGGACCUUGAGUUAAGUUUUAAAUGUUCACGCUCAAUAUUAUUGUUGGAUUACAGUCAUUGAAAAUUAAGCAAUUUCAUUUUGACGAUCCACAAACUUCUGCAAAUUCACCUUCACACACACACACACACACACACACACACACACACACAAGAAGCCAUACUGAUUUACCAUUCAGUCGUUGAGAUUAUUUCUGCUCCCUUCGUGUGACUGUUGAUACAAACAGUUGGGUAAAGUUUAGUUCAGUCUUCGAUGUGGUGCCUUCACUGUCGAGGAGUCGGAGGGAAAAGCAUCACACAGAAGAGUUUAAACAGUUCUAGGAUUUCACCAAAACUGCACACGGACUGCUUUUUAAUUCCACAUUCAACACAACUUGUGUUUGAAAGUAGAACAAGAGUUUGGUGAGAAGUGUCUUUGUCACCAGUAGAGCCAGUAACCUGGCCGACACUGACACCUAGUGGUGAGAUCUUGCUAUUACAGUCGACUGCAGUCUGGGAACUUGUUUAAAAUGUUAUCAGAAUAUCCUCCUUCAAAAAAAUCCCUUAAUUGAAUUAGAAAAACGGAAAUGGAUUCAUAAGUAGAUGAUUUCCACAUUUCAUGUCCCUAUACUGAUCCCAGUAAAGCGUAACACAUAUCGUCCCCGUGCAACAAGACUAGAAACUGAAUCUAAAUCCCUGAUCUUAGUUGUUUCAUUUAGUUUUCACCUGGUUGUUAUUAUUCCAAAUGAACACGGCUGAGUUCCCAAAUUGCUCCAUGCUCCUCAUCACUGUACAGAAUCUGCUUUUCUCUCAGUGCGAGUUGGUUUCCAGGCGUCUUAUUACCCGUGUUGUGUUGUAAUGGUUGAUUUAUGCUGAUUGUGUUAAUUUAUUCUGUAGUCGUGAACAUAGGAGCCGACCUCCAGGUGGCGCUGUGGGUUCAACGUUUCGUUACGUUGCAUAUUUAUCUACCAAAAAGAGAAAAGCAUCCUGAGCUGAUAUCUUCAAAGAAAGUUUAUUGUAACAUCGAUGAGUCACCGAGAUGGUGUUACAGAAAUGUCACCGAGGAAUCCUAAGUGUUAAACGCUCCACGUUUCUUUUUUCAAAGCGACGUCAGCAGGAAGAGGAAACCUGGGAGUCACAAACACACGGGACUUGUAUGAAUGUACCAUCCAAUGUGAAGAAUGUUUUAUACGCAUCUGUUUUUGUCUUGGUGUGUUCACGUCUCGUGCUUCUGUUUAGUUUAGUUUGAUCUUGGAAAGCACAGCGAGAAGAGAAGCGUCUGUACUUUAACUGUUACGUGUCUAAAAGGACGUACAUGUAGGAAACGAUCCAAAUCACGUCUCGUACGUAUUGACAUAUAGGAAUAUUCAGCUGCAUAGUGUGGACCGGACGUAUGUAGAAACACUGCUUGAUAUGAAUACAGAGAGAGUCUUCGUCGUGCUUCGUCACUGUUCUGGUUCGUAGAGAAGUCUUCUCACCUUAUUGGCUCAGAAUCAAGGAAAGGGAGAUUUUCCAGAUUGUGGAAAACAGUUUUAUUUCUUUGCCCCUUUAUUGGCUGCUAACCUGCAACUUUCAAUAAAGUUCAUCUUAGACUUAAGGAAUCCUCACGUGGUUUUGGCUGGAAAGUAAAGCAGUAAUAAUACAACAGUCUCUCGCUGGUGGCAGUUUUCCUUCCUUAGAUACAAAGAGUUUCAAAACCUCAUUUGAAACUUCGUAUGUUUAAGGCGACAUUAGCUUCACCUCGCGUGACGUCGGCUUCACCUCGCGUGACGUCGGCUUCACCUCGCGUGACGUCGGGGCUUCACCUCGCGUGACGUCGGGGUCACCUCGAGUGACGUAGGCUUCACCUCGAGUGACGUCUGCUUCACCUCGAGUGACUUCUGCUUCACCUCGAGUGACGUCUGCUUCACCUCGAGUGACGUCUGCUUCACCUCGCGUGACGUCUGCUUCACCUCGCGUGACGUCUGCUUCACCUCGCGUGACGUCGGCGUCACCUCGCGUGACGUCAGAUCCACUUGCAGACUUUUAAUUUGUGUUGUUUUUCUUCAAAAGGUUUUUUGUGUUUUGGUGAUUUUCUGAAUAUUGUGUUGAUGAUCCGUUGCGUUCGAAUGCCUUUCUUUUGAAUAUUAAAGGGGAAUGCCACCUUUUUAUUUAGAGGUCAGACCUCGUGAAGAUGCACCACUUCUCCCAAAGGAAACGUCUAAUUUAACUCCCUGUGACGUCGCUGUUCUUCACGCUGACCGGUCCCGGGACUCGCAUAAUCUGAAUUUGUAAAAUGUUUGGCGUUGCCCUUUAAAGGUUUGAAUGCGUGAACCUCAGAAAUGUAUCUGUACAAAGUAUUGCUGAUAAUCAUUCCAUUGCACAUAGUUUACUUUGCGUUUAUAUGCAAUAUCUUAAUUUUGUGGGGAAAUCUUGUUUUAUUGUGUUAAUAUUAUUAUUGAAAACAAAAUGUAAAUAUUCCAUUCCGGCAAACGAGCCGCUCUACAUUUAUAUAAAAAUCUUCUGAUCUUAUGGAUUAAAAUGAUAUUAAUAAGCAGCAGACUUUUUAAUAAACUAUAUUUGUUACACUUCUAUUGUGAAUAAAAAAAUCUUUUAAUAA